AUGCUUGAGUUCUUACGCAUUCCGCACAACUUUGCGUUGAUGACUGGCCAGGCCAGCAAAGGAAAGUCGGUGAAAGGUGGGCAGAGACUCACGAAAGCCCACGGCCAUGCCCUGAUGGCCGAAUACGUGAACAUGAUCGUUCGCGACAGCAAGCGAACGUGGACAACGCAGGACGCAAAGUCCAGAAACGAACAAUGA
Aphanomyces astaci is the source of this 198-nucleotide messenger RNA. RefSeq lists its product as hypothetical. NCBI's taxonomy places the organism in Eukaryota, Oomycota, Saprolegniomycetes, Saprolegniales, Verrucalvaceae. The transcript is spliced from 2 exons. The record is from RefSeq and is a predicted model, not a curated record. Bases 1 to 198 code for a protein of 65 amino acids.